Molecule: messenger RNA, 1965 nt
Organism: Microdochium trichocladiopsis
Lineage: Eukaryota; Fungi; Ascomycota; Sordariomycetes; Xylariales; Microdochiaceae
Product: major facilitator superfamily domain-containing protein
Exons: 5
Coding region: 425-1906 (493 amino acids)
Biological process (GO): transmembrane transport
Cellular component (GO): membrane
Molecular function (GO): transmembrane transporter activity
Source: RefSeq, a predicted model, not a curated record
GCCUCCCCCAUGGAACAUGAGCUAGCCCCGUCAGAUGCCAUUAUAGACGUGCUGCCUCGAAUACCAGCUGGCCCAGCGCCAUCUUAUCGGAUCCCUGGAUCCGCCCACGGCACCACGGCACCACGAAUGGCCUUCCGGGAUAUAUUCAACCAUCAUGUCUGAUAGUGGCUAUCGUGCCUCAGGGCCCGGUAGUCUUGGCGUAGUGCUCCUCACGAUAUCGCCCGGCAAAGUCUCCGACUCCCGAUCAUGGAGCUGUCACCGUCCAACCUGAUAAAGAUAAUGUUUCGCAGACCAUGAGCUGCAACUAGCAUGCACGACAUUCCGCUACAAGAGCCGGCAUGAUCUACAUUGCUGACCCUUACAUCCGUCUUUGUGUCUGAACCCACCACCAACCGCACUCACUUGUGGCUUGAGCUGCUCCAACAUGGCCGACACGGAGAAGAAAGUCGACAUCGUCCCCGACGACACGAGCGUCCGCGUCGUGGACAAGACGCCAGUCGACCCAGAUGACAUCUACAUUGACCCCAAGAAGGAGCGCAAACUGCUCUGGAAAAUUGACCUCUUCCUCGUGCCCCUGUUGACCCUUUCCUUCUUGUCGGCGUACCUCGACCGCAGCAACAUUGGCAAUGCAGCCAUUGCUGGCAUGCCGGAGGAGUUGGGGAUGUCCAAGCAGCAACUGGCAAAUGCAAUCCUGUUCUUCUACGUCACAUACGUCCCGUUCGAGCUACCAGGAGCCCUUCUUGUCAAGAAGGUGAGGCCAAGCCGACUGCUGCCAACCUUCAUGUUUGGCUGGUCUGUCACCUGUCUCGGCACAGGUUUCAUGAAGACUCCCGGCCAACUCUACGCUUCGCGGCUGCUCACUGGUCUCUUUGAGGCCGGCAUGUACCCUGCCCUUGCCAUUACUCUGACGACAUUCUACACACCACGCGAACAAGCCCGCCGUUUCGCCUACCUUUACCUGUCUGUCGGUCUCUCCGGCGGCUUUGGUGGUCUCUUCGCCUACGCACUCUUGCAACUCGAUGGACGCCACGGCCUCUCUGGCUGGCGCUGGCUUUUCAUUGUGGAGGGUGUGCUCAGCAUCGGAGUCUGCUGCCUCCUGUGGGCCCUGAUGCCGGACAACUACGAGAGCGCAAAGUUCCUCAACGCCGAAGACAAGGAGCUCAUGCGGCUGCGCACGAUCAAGCACGACAGGUACAUGCGCCUCAACGAGACGUUUGACAAGCGCGAGGUCGCCAAGACCUUCAAGGACCCCAAGAUCUGGACCAGCGCGAUGGUCCAAUUCCUCGGGGACAUCCUGUCGUUUGGCACGUCGACUUUCAUGCCUGCGCUCGUGCGGAGCUUUGGUUUCGACUCGGUCCUCACGCAGCUGCUCACCGCGCCCAUCUUCUUUGUCGCCGUGGCCAUCUUCAUCACAUUGUCCAUAUGGUCUGAUAAAGUCGAGAAGCGCUUCCCGUUCAUGAUUGGGGGUGCCGUCACGUGUUGCGUUGGAUAUUCGCUGUUGAUUGGCCUGCCCAUGACGGCGAGGGGCGCGCUCUACUUUGCCCCGUUCAUCGUGACGCCGGGUAUCUAUAUCAUGCUUGGCAUGAACUACGUCUGGAUGCUCAACAGCCACGCGGGCUACUACAAGCGCGCGACGGCCAUUGGCAUCAACAUGACGGUCGGCAACUCUGCCGGCCUCGUGAUCGCCCAGAUCUUCAAGGACACCACCCCAGACGGGCGCUACGUCAUCGGCCUGUCCACCUCGCUGGGCUGCGGCGCCCUGUGCAUCGUCCUGGCGUUUGUCCAGUGGAAGUACCUGCGCCGCCAGAACGCCAUCCGCGAGGCGCUCACCCCGGAGGAGAGGCAGCUGUGGAUCGACCAGGGGCGGACUGGCGACGCGCACCCGGAUUACCGCUUCAUUUGUUAGAAAGAAAUGUUGUUUUCUUGGUGUUUGCGCGCUCAUGGCCUGUAGGGGAUGGGGGGGCG